GCCUCGGUUUAAAAAAAAGGUCUUUUUAUUCGAGAAAAUGGAAUGUGGUCCCAACUGGAUACUCAGGAAUUAUGUUUUUUUUCUGUCUAUGUGCUCUAUCCCAACAUAGUGAAACUUGACAUGCUGUGGUAACCUCAAACCAAAAAGUAUCUGGAAGUGGCAUUUCACUGUGAUUGACACAUCCUACAACAGACUUCUUCAACAAUAGACCAAGAUUCAAAUGUUUUUUCCUCACACCCUAGCAGAGAUGCUUCUCUCAGUGACCUUACAAGGAUUAACAAACAAAUUCUGUGAGCUCUGCUUAUGUAUGUAGUAUGCUUGAAUAACCUUCCUACUACCAUUGUGCCUCUGUGAAAUAUCAUUUUUGGGCCAUAUGGGCUGCAUUGCACUGUUAUCUGUACUGUGCCUGGUCAUGCCAGUACUUCUGCGAGCUGAGUUCACUCUGGUCAAUGUACGUGAACACAGUCUGUACAUCUGCACAUGUAUGCAAGACCUGGUUGCCUGCAGUGUUAUCAACUCAAGUGAAUGUGAUUGUGAUAACCACGCCGAUAAUCCUCAUGUAGUGACUUAUAAGCGCCUGACAGUGUGGUAUACUUCUCCAUUCAAUGUGGCGCGGCUGUUAAACAACUCUGAGAUCCGUCACCUGAUCCUUGCCAAGUGUGACUCGACCAGUGGAACGCCACCGUCUUUAGACUACUUCAUAGUGAAGAGGCUGGAAAGGCUUACCAUCUUGUACCCAUUCUGGACACCUGGGCAGAACUAUGACAUUGUGCUGGGUCGGGAAAUGGGCGUGCUGUACCACGAGGAGCCGAGAAUAGCCGUCAUUCACACAGUUGUGUUGACAGGAAAGGUUGGCUUGAAAGCAUACACAGUGAAAACCAAGGUGGACAGUAAUGGCAUGAUUCCCUUCCCUUAUGUUUUUGUGUCUCUAGAUGGGCUUCCAGAGAUGUCCAACAUAUCUGUGACUUUUCUGUACUGAAUGGCAUUGGCAUCUUGUCAGCUGUCCGGGGUCUCCAUUGUUGCAUGAAUGUGCCAUAUGUUUUUAAAUGCUGCUCCAAAAUUCUUAUCCACCCUUUAGUGUUAAUGGUGCCUUCCCAAUGUGCAAGUUACCCAUGUAAUUAAGUCUAACACACCCCAUACUAUGGCAGAUGCUGGGAUGGCCCAUUUCCUCUUUGGCCCACUCAAUACACUGUUCUUUAUUUUCAAAAACAAUUUGAAAAAGGGAACUUGUCCUACCAAAGCACAUGCUCAUUUUGUAAAUAUGAAUAAACAUACACUAAUCAGGCAUAACAUUUUGACCACCUCCUUGUUUCUACACUCACUGUCCAUUUUAUCAGCUCCACUUACCAUAUAGAAGCACUUUGUAGUUCUACAAUUACCGACUGUAGUCCAUCAGUUUCUCUACAUACAUUUUUAACCUGCUUUCACCCCGUUCUUUAAUGGUCAGGACCCCCACUGGACCACCACAGAGCAGGUAUUAUUUAGGUGGUGGAUCAUUCUCAGCACUGCAGUGACACUGUCAUGGUGGUGGUGCGUUAGUGUGUGUUGUACUGGUAUGAGUGGAUCAGACACAGCAGCACUGAUGGAGUUUUUGAACACCUCAGUGUCACUGCUGGACUGAGAAUAGUCCACCAACCAAAAAUAUCCAGCCAAUAGCGCCCUGUGACCACUGAUGAAGGUCUAGAAGAUGACCAACUCAAACAGCAGCAAUAGAUGAGCGAUCGUCUCUGACUUUACAUCUACAAGGUUGACCAGCUAGGUAGGAGUGUCUAAUAGAGUGGGCAGUGAGUGGACACGGUAUUUACAAACUCCAGCAGCGCUGCUGUGUCUGAUCCACUCAUACCAGCACAACACACACUAACACACCACCAUCAUGUCUUCAGACCCCGUUUCAGGAAAGAUUGGGACAUUUUGUAUAAUGCAAUAAAACCAAUAUGUUUAUACUCUCAAACAUACAGUAUAUUUAACUGACAAAGGUACAGAGUAAAUAAUAUUCCCAAUGUUUUCCAUGCCUCUCUAAAAUCCAAUAUACUCCUCUGCACCAGCAGUACCUUUACACCAUGCUGUGGGCACUGAUGCACCUCUAUACCAUGACAGAUAUUGGCUUUUGCACCUUUUGCUGAUAACGUGUACAUUUUCAGCAUUUAGCAGACACUUUAAUCUAAAGCGACUUAUAGUAUCCAUUUUUUAAGCAAUUGAGGGUUAAGAGCCUUGUUCAAUGGCCUAACAGCGGCAACCUAACAGUGGUGGGGUUUGAACCAGCAACCUUAUUAUUACUAAUCCAGUACCUUACCGCUAGACUACAAUUGCCCAUUUUGGAUUAUGCUUUUUCAUCUUUGGCACAGAAAACUCAAGGUCUGUUAUUUCUAAAACAAGCGGAAAUAUGGACUUAUCUGUCCACAGCACAUGGUUCUGUCUUUUUGUCCAUCUGAUAUCAGCUCGGGCCCAGGGAACUCACAUUCAAGUGGCUUUAUUGUCUUUUCAGCUAUAUAUAAGUACAUAUUAAAAUGAAACAAUGUUUCUCCAGAACCAUGGUGCAACGCAAGCAACACAAAAGGUACAAGGCACAUUUUUACCCUUAAAAGUGAAGGGGACAGGACAAAAAGACAUUACAGGACCGAAGACAAGUGUGAUGCUGGCCAGUACUUGGUACUGAGUAAAUAAAGUUUCUAUGCAAAUACUUAGCUGCGUUUCUGCAUAGAACUGAUGUACAGUUUUGUCUUUGUGUGAUAAAGUUUAAGGUUGCAUUUCUUCAUGCAGUGGUGUACUGUGUAAAAGGACAAUGGUUUUCAGAAAUGCUUUCUAGCUUAUGUGGCUUUAUUUAUUGUAGAAGUUUUAUGGUUUCUCAUGCAAUUCUUUCACAAUAUUAUGUACAUUAAAUGGUAAAAUAAUUAAUUAUGUUAACAAAUAUUAUUGUUGUACUAACUGACAAGUUUUGCACAUAGCCAUGUUUGCUUACAAAGGCCAAACAUUUAGUGAAUCGUUUCAUCAUAUAUUUACCUGUUACCAACUUGAAUAUUAACUUAAAUAUUUUACAAAUGUUUCAGUCUUUUCCCCAAUUCCAACUUUUUGAGUUUGUUGCCAUGAA
Trichomycterus rosablanca is the source of this 3088-nucleotide messenger RNA. RefSeq lists its product as uncharacterized. NCBI's taxonomy places the organism in Eukaryota, Metazoa, Chordata, Actinopteri, Siluriformes, Trichomycteridae. The record is from RefSeq and is a predicted model, not a curated record. The transcript has 2 exons. The coding region runs from base 374 to 979 and encodes 201 amino acids.